AAUUAGCCCUCAUUUAAAGGUUUUGUUUGUUCCUUGCUCGAUAAGCCGAAACCGAAGCUUUCCCCAUUUUGUCGUGGUUGAGGGUUUAUACGUAGCUAGCUAUGUACGGCAGCCAAUUCGAUGGUAACGCCGCCUUCUCCGGCGGCGGAUUCAUGCCUUCUCAGUCCGUUCAAAAUCCCGACUCUUCAUUCUCUCCCGCCAAGAAUCGUGAUGUUCAAGCUUUGCUUCCCGUGACAGUGAAGCAGAUAAGCACUGCAUUUGUUCCAGGAAGUGAAAAAUCAGAAUUUGUUAUUGAUGGUGUGGAUGUCAACAACGUCAAGCUAGUGGGAAUUGUGAGUAGCAAGGUUGGAAGGAUUACUGAUGUCACUUUUGUGCUUGAUGAUGGGACUGGACGUAUUGAUUGUAACAAGGAGGAGAAUGGCUAGUUUGAGUUUAUCUUCUAUUAAUGAUCAAUCUUUUUUAUUACCAUUAUCGCGAAACAAUAAUGUUGUUAACGGUAACAGUAAUAGUAAUAAAAACAGUAAUAAUAAUCUAUUAUCCUCUU
Molecule: messenger RNA, 544 nt
Organism: Cannabis sativa
Lineage: Eukaryota; Viridiplantae; Streptophyta; Magnoliopsida; Rosales; Cannabaceae
Product: replication protein A 32 kDa subunit B-like
Exons: 3
Coding region: 102-425 (107 amino acids)
Biological process (GO): nucleotide-excision repair; double-strand break repair via homologous recombination; DNA replication
Cellular component (GO): DNA replication factor A complex; chromosome, telomeric region; site of double-strand break
Source: RefSeq, a predicted model, not a curated record